GUAGUAUCAGUCUGCUGUUUACUAAAAAAAUGGCUCAAAAGCAGUGCAAGCUGACGAUGUUUAUGACGUCGGCAGCAAGUACAGUAGGACCCAGUGGUUCAAAUUAACUGUUUCUACUGUAAUACUGCCAGAUAAAAAACAUUGAACUAGAAUCUGAGAACUCCCAUUCCUCCAGUCCUAGACCAGCCAGAAAGAAUAUCACUCUGAAGUUAAAGACUGAGAAGUCUUCCUCAUCGUCGGGUAGAGGCCGACCAAGAAAGUCGUCCAAGACGGUGAAGAAAGAAGACAGUGACCAGCAGUCAGCUGCAGAGGAUGAGGUGCUAGAGACACCAAUAUUUAAAACCAUGGAGCCAGGAGAACCGCUACACCACAAUAAAAAGUUGAGAUGGGAUCAUAAGGUGAACCUAUUAGGAGAGAAAGUGGUAGACCCUCUCAUCCAUUGCUGUGGAAUAUGUUCACUGCCCAUCUUAAUUUAUGGUCGAAUGAUCCAGUGUAAACAUGUGUUUUGCUUUACUUGUGCAAAAAAGACAGAGAAAUCAUGUCCAAGGUGUGGUGAUCCUGUACAGAGGAUAGAGCAGUCAGCCCUUGGUACGGUAUUUCUCUGUACAUACGGUGGGUCUAAACAUGGUUCCAAUGGCUGUAGACGGACUUACCUUUCCCAGAGGGACCUUAAUGCACAUAUUGGACAUAGACAUCUAAAACAUGAGAUUAAGGACCAGAAUCUGUCUGUGGCUGCUCAGAAGGCAGGAGCUGUGCUGACCACACCUAAAGUAGCUGUAAAUCCCUCCCCAGCACAGCCUGCUCAACAGGCAUUUUUAGAACAGUUUACGUCAGCAAUACGACAAGUAGCUGCGGCAACUGCAGUGGCAGCGCGAGCACCACAGGAAAAUUUAUACUUGCCAGGGCAGGUUGGAGGUAUGCAGCAUGCACUGCCUAUUUCUACGGCCCAUCAGCCCCAGCUAGCUACUGGACUGCAGUCACAGCAUGUUUACACACCUUCCGGGACAAUAAUGCAGAGCUUGCCUUCAUCACAACCUGUGUUGUCACAGUCGGUGGUAUCGUCGGCAGCUGAUAAUUACACUUCUGCCAUACCGGUUGUAGGCUCCAGAAUAAAGACCUUAAUUAGUGUGCCUAUACAAGAUGAUGAGUAUAGUAAAAAACCACAACAAACUUAUCAGACUCAUCCGGCAGGGGCAGCAGCACUGCCAAACAUGAAUUAUCCCCCGCCUUCUAUUGGACAGUAUCCAGUUGGAAGCAUUGCCCCUAAUAUACAUCAACCACCGCCUGGUGUGCCCCCUCCAAUGUUUUCCAGUCAAACAAUUCCGAGCUCGUCAUUUACCAGCCCGCCACCGGGACCUGUACCACAGAUGAUACAGUCAGGUCCGCCUAGAGCACCGCCUAGGAUGGGUGGUCCACCAGGGGGACCAAGGUACUAUGACAAUCAGGGUCCACCUCGAGGUCCUUGGACAACGGCUCCACCUAGGGGGCCAGGAGGACCACCUCAUCCACCAAGGGGACCCCCUAGAGCAGAUUAUAAUUACUACUAAAAUAACAGUAUAAAAGAUUUAUUUAUGUUUUAGUUGUGGUUUUAUGAAUUAUUGCUUCUGAGCUGAUGCUACUGUAUAUCUUAUUUUAGAUGGAAGUAGGAAUGAGCUUUAAACACAGGUUAUUUAAGAUCACGGUCUUGACAUAAUAAAGUGCUUUAUCAGUUUUGUUUUAGAAAAGAGCCGCGCCAUGAGAAAACCAACAUAGUGGGUUUGCGACCAGCAUGGAUCCAGACCAGUCUGCGCAUGCUGUUCGCUUUUAAAGCCUACUGCAAUUAGAGACAGCGUUAGCGAACAGCAUGGAUCCUGACCAGACUGCGCAGAUGCGCAGGCUGGUCUGGAUCCAUGCUGGUCGCAAAGCCACUAUGUUGGUUUUCCCAUGGCACAGCUCAAAUCAAGUCUUAAUUCAGUUGUUGCAGAUUAUAACAGAGACAUACAAAGUAAUUAUAAUGUUCAACAAAUUGAGAAAUGUUUGUGUCAACUUCGUAAUAAAUGGAAAUAUGAUAAUAUACAUAACAUAUUGAUUUUCAAAUUACUUUACAUUGUUACAACCACUUAGUUUAUCCCCAUUCUUCAUGACCUUAUCCAUAAUAUAUGAAACAUUAGCUCGAACAAGGGACUGAGGUAGUUCUCUAGUGUAAGAUUAGUGGGUUAUCUCUUUUAACAGUUGAGGUUUACUAACACUGUUGUAUUAUAAAAAAAUUAACUUGAGAUGGGGUCAUUUUUGCAUAGGCUUUAUUUAGUGACUAUAUGGUUAAAAGCCUUCAAUGUGGUGUUAAGAAUUUGCAAAGUUUGAAUGCUUGUGUUUUGGGAAAAACAUGAAUAUUACCUUAUUAUAGUGCUGUCUAUAAGUCAAAAUCGGAUCUCUUGAAAACUGUAAAGCAGUUUUCUGCACAAGUUUUACAGUGGACAUUUAAGGCAGCAAAUACUACAUUGUUCAACAGUUUUGAUCUAUGCAUCAAAAAUUUGGUAAACAACCUUUUAUCAGCUUUAAAAUCAGAACCAAUACCUUCAGACAGCAGAUAAUUUCACCAAGAAAAGGAGUACACACAAGUGUUUGCAGUUUUUAUACACCCGUCUGAAAGAGCGGGGUAAAUUAUGUGAACAUCUGUGGUGGCAGCGGCAGGGCGGGCGGGCGGCGUCCAAAGCAUGUCCGCUGUCCAAGUCAGUUUUCAUCAGAUCUUCACCAAACUUGCUGACAAUCUUUGUGAGCAUAAUAUCUUGGCCAAGUUCGAUAAUCAGCCAAAUCGUCCCAGGUACUCUUGGAUUAUGGCCCUUGAAUUACUAAAAAAACUAGCAAAUUUAGCCUUGUCCACUCUCUAAGUCAAACAGUUUUCAUUCAAUCUUUACCAAACUUGUUGAGAAUGUUUGUGGGCAUAAUAUCUCGGCCAAGUUCAAUAACCGGCCAAACUGCCCCAGGCACACUUGAAUUAUGACCCUUGAAUUAUUCGAAAAACUGAAUUUAGCCUUGUCCGCAAAGUCGAAUAUAAUCCAACCAAGACCUCAAUCUUUGUGUAAUCAUUUCAUUUUCGAUUACUUUCUAUUACACUAAUUUUUAGAGAAGUCUAAAAUGUUAAGUAAAUUUAGUAAGAAUAAAUACAUUUAACUGAAAAUGACAAAAUAUUUUCACCUUGAUCAAAUUUUAUAAUGAAGCUGAUUGUUUUAUGAACAACUUCAUUUCAUUCUUUUGUGUCUUAGUUAAUUAUCAUCAGUUAUUUCAAGAUAAAUCAUUGACAAUUAAUUUUAGGUGUCUGCUGCAAUGAAUAUUUUAUUGUGCCAUUGAUAUGCCUGUGUAAGUUUUUAGAUCGCAAAGAAAUUUAUGUUAAUUAUGCUUCCAAUGUUUUUUAUUCACAGCUUUAGAAGGUCCUAACAAAGAAUCUUUUCAGCUACAUUAAACCCUAUUCUAGAAGGCUUUAUAUCAGUAAUAUCAUAAUAAAUUUUAUGAUGUAAAUUUGUGGCUGUUAAUAAAAGCUUGUGAAAGACAAAG
Molecule: messenger RNA, 3531 nt
Organism: Mercenaria mercenaria
Lineage: Eukaryota; Metazoa; Mollusca; Bivalvia; Venerida; Veneridae
Product: E3 ubiquitin-protein ligase Hakai-like
Exons: 6
Coding region: 345-1547 (400 amino acids)
Biological process (GO): protein ubiquitination; regulation of cell adhesion
Molecular function (GO): ubiquitin protein ligase activity
Source: RefSeq, a predicted model, not a curated record